UUACAAUACAUACGUAUACGUCGGUCAGUUCAUCAGUUCGUCGGAAAUACAGUGCAACUGUGUGCAAGUAGUCCACAUCGUACACUUGUGUGUGCCUGGACUUAUUAGCCUUCGUCUUCCUCGCCACCGACUAAUCGCUCUGUCCAUUGCACUGUUAUAGCCACACUCCCAGCAUUCAAACCGAGCGUAGCCAACUCGAGGAUGCAACUGCCGACCCAUUCUGCACGGAAAACCGGCAGCAAUGCUCGGUCGCGCCGGGCUGUGCAAUCGAAGGGGCCGUGCUGCCCGUGUUCGCUGCGGAACCUCGCCAUCCUCGCCGUGGUAGCAUGGACCUUCUUCCUCUACCUAGAUUUCUCGGUGAUCAGCGACACGGCGGAGGUGAGCAACGGCGGCGACCCGUGCCGGGGACGGUACAUCUACGUCUACGACCUGCCGCCGCGCUUCAACACCGACAUCAUCCGCGACUGCCGCAAGGCCGGGGGCCGCUGGGGCGACAUGUGCGACUUCCUGAGCAACGCCGGCCUUGGCCGCCCCCUCACCGACGACGGCACGGACGGCGGUGGAGCGGGGUGGUACGACACGCACGAGCUCGCGCUGGACGCCAUCUUCCACAACCGGAUGAAGCAGUACGAGUGCCUGACCAACCGCUCCGCUGCGGCCGCCGCCGUGUUCGUCCCGUUCUACGCCGGCUUCGACUUUCUGCGCCACCAUCGGGAAUACGACAAGGCCACCAGGGACGCCGCGUCGGCGGACCUGUCGUUUUGGCUCACGGUACAGCCCCAGUGGCGGCGCAUGGCGGGGCGUGACCACUUCCUCGUCGCCGGGAGAACAGGGUGGGACUUCCGGAGAAGCGGCGGCGGCGACGUGAACCCGGACCGAGCCAACGGCCUCCUCCUCACGCCGGCCGGCCGGAACAUGUCCCUGCUCGUGCUGGAGUCCACGCUGGAACACGGCACCGACUUCUCCGUGCCGUACCCGACCUACUUCCACCCCAGGUCCGACGCCGACGUGCUCCGGUGGCAGGACAGGGUGCGCGGCCAGCACCGGACGUGGCUCAUGGUGUUCGUGGGUGCGCCGCGGCCGGACGUUCCGAGGAGGACCCAAGUCCGGGAUCGCGUCAUCGCGCAGUGCCAGGCGUCCAGCGCUUGCGCCACGCCGGGGUGCACGCGCAGCCCCGCCGGCAGUGCCCAGUGCCCCAGCGCCGCCGACAUUAUACGGCUAUUCCAGAAGGCCACCUUCUGCCUGCAACCACCUGGCGACGACGACGACGGCUACUUUUACUCCCGCACGCGACGGUCGGUGUUCGACUCGAUGGUGGCCGGCUGCAUCCCGGUGUUCUUCCACGCGGCGUCGGCGUACAAGCAGUACCCGUGGCACCUCCCCAAGGACGACCACCUCAAGUACUCGGUGUUCAUCCCGGACGCCGACGUGAGGCGGCGCAACGUGAGCAUCGAGGCCGUGCUCCGGGCGAUCCCUCCGGCCACGGUGGAACGAAUGCGAGAGGAGGUGAUCAGGCUCAUCCCGACUUUGUUGUACGCCGACCCCAGGUCCAAGCUGGAGACACUCAAGGACGCGGUCGACGUCGCCAUUGACGGGAUCCUAGACACGGUGGCGCGGAUCAAGAACGGCGAGCAAGUUAAUUGUGGCGGACCGGUGGACAAGGAUCCACCGAACCUUUUCGCCGCGACAGCAUCAAGGAUCACGCCGAAUGGAUCGAUGCGAGCAGUUGACCAGCAUCGGUAAUUUUGAACCAGCGAAGGAAUCUGUGUUUUACAGUAGUACAUCUUCGUAUGGUAUACUGAUUAGCAGAGUGGUCCGCUUUGGCACAGCUUCAGUUGUUUCAUCUAGAAAAACAGGUGCAGCCCUAGGAUAGCGGGAGCAACUCCAUGGAUUUUCUAAGGCCUUGUUUAGUUUCCAAAAAUUUUCAA
Molecule: messenger RNA, 1928 nt
Organism: Sorghum bicolor (sorghum)
Lineage: Eukaryota; Viridiplantae; Streptophyta; Magnoliopsida; Poales; Poaceae
Product: xyloglucan galactosyltransferase KATAMARI1 homolog
Exons: 2
Coding region: 202-1743 (513 amino acids)
Molecular function (GO): glycosyltransferase activity
Source: RefSeq, a predicted model, not a curated record